CUGUCAGUCGGAGUAGCUAUCGGUCAGAGCGGACGUAAUGCAAAUUUGUGUCGAACGGAAGGAAAAGAAAACGACAUUGCUGAUCUAGCUGUGCUUCAGCUCGGUGGAUCGUGGCGUUGUCGUAGGCUGGUGUAGAGAAGUUCGUCUCGUCGAAGGGCGAGAAAGAAGGGAGAGGCGAGUCGAAACAGAGUGAGGCGAUUGGAUAGCCGUCGAUACAGGUGGGGGAAGUGUAAGACCGGGAAAAUCGAAGUAGCAACAGCAGCAGCAGCGGCGGCAGCAGCAGAUUCAGCUGAUCACCACAAACGAUUACGGAUUUGUCGCAUGUUACCGGUUAACCCGCACGACGCACGAGCCCUAAUCUGAACCGUGGAUGUUACAGAAAGGUGGACGAUCGACCAAUGAUUGCGAGUCCGAUAGAUGACCAAUAGCGUCCCCGUGGUUGGAUCGUAUGCUGCAGGAGACGACGGGUAACAGAGAAAGGCCCGACUGUGGCCCGUGAAGGGGAGCGAUAUUUUGGAUGCUGUAAUUGUGGUGGAAGCGGUCUGCGUCGGUGGUGGUCGGUGAAUGAGGAGGAGGAGCUGCACGAUUGAAGACGAGGUUGAAGUGAUAAUUUUCACGCCGAUUAAACGGUUCACAGUGUAGGGACAGAAAAUUGCAAAAGAACAACAUUGCGCACCUCAGAACGGGGGUCGCGAAAUAGAAGAGGUAGACAAUACAACGACAGAGAAACUCCUAACAUACUGUCGUUGGCAGCAUUCAACCCUGCGGUAGGUGGCUGCCAGCGGUAAGCGACGUGAGAGUGGUCGCGGUCGUAGCGGUAGUAGUACCAAAUAAGGGCUACUACUAGCGUACAGGGGCCCUUAACCCCCUGUCACCCCUUUUCUGUCUCCCCGGUUCAAAGCGGCUUAGAAAAUAAACUUUAAUCUGACUCUCGGUUGGUUCGGUGGCACCUCGGAAAUGUCCGACACUGGUAGUGGACACGACGGAGGCGCCCAGAAGGACUAUUCACAAAAGAUGGACGGCGGAGGUGGGCUCGGCGGGGGCGGCGGUGGGCUCGGUGGUGGCGGUGGGGAUUUCGAUUCCGGCCAGCAAAGCAACCAGACGGAGCAGGAGCUCGCGACGAAGAUGCUGCAGAUCCAGUCGAAGCGAUUCUACCUGGACGUAAAGCAGAAUCGCCGUGGGCGCUUCAUCAAGGUAGCGGAAAUCGGGGCGGAUGGGCGGCGCAGUCAAAUUUUCCUGGCGCUUUCGACCGCGGCCGAAUUCCGUGACCACCUGUCGACCUUCAGCGACUACUACGCAUCGCUCGGCCCGCCUAAUCCGGACAAUGUGCCCGAGGAUGGCAAGCUGAAGUCGGAGAUGAUGAUCAAAGACAACCGACGGUACUACCUUGACCUGAAGGAGAACGUGCGGGGCCGGUUUCUGCGCGUCUCCCAGACGAUCACGCGUGGUGGACCACGUUCGCAGAUCGCCAUCCCGGCGCAGGGGAUGAUCGAGUUCCGCGACGCGCUGACGGAUCUGCUCGAGGAGUUCGGGACGAACGACGGUGGCUACAAGGGUGAGCUGCCGGAGGGGCGCCACAUGCGGGUCGACAACAAGAACUUCUACUUCGACAUCGGCCAGAACAGCCGGGGUAUUUACAUGCGGGUGUCGGAGGUGAAGAGUAACUUCCGCACGGCGAUCACGGUGCCGGAAAAGUGCUGGUCACGGUUCCGCGACAUCCUCACCGAUUACUGUGACAAAAUGAAGAAAACGUCCGAGUCAACAACAUCUUCAAUCACUGCCGAUAAUAAUUUACAGAAGCAAACAUCAAAUAAUAUGUAAAAUUUCGAAUUAAACUACAAACAACCGCAAAGCCACACACACACACACACACACACAAAACAAAACCCAACAAACAACAAACUUAGUACACCACAAUUAGAAGAUGGAGGAUAAAAAGCAAAAAUGUGGGUAAUAUAAUUAAUAAUGGAUAAAAUAAUAAUAAUGAUUAUAAUAAAGAUAACAAAUAGAAGAGGAACUGGAAGCAUACCAUGCCAGAUGAAUCGAAAGUCGAAGACAAGAAAUGAAAUGAAAAAUGCAUGAUGCAACCUUGCAGAAAUUAAUAAAAAAUGAAAAUAAUAACAACAACAUUGAAAAGGACAGCACGAUCAAAUCGACAAAUCCAGUGACAUUCUUGUAGGCAAAUGAAUUGGUUCGUUGAAAAUAUGAAGUUUUACCCGAGCAAAUGGUGGUGGGGGGGGUUUUGGAAAAUGUUGAAGCAGGCAGAAAAGGAAGUAAAUGGCAGCACGAGCCUCUAGCACAGGCAUAUAACCGAUAGCAAGAUGAAAUUAAAACAGCCAGGAUUAACAAAAAGGAAGCGAGUUACACAAUAGAUACGAGUGGAGAGCAUCGGGCGAUAGAAAUGCAACUCAGUGGCAAGUGGAGAAUAAAACCACAAUGUAAUUUUUUUUUUUCGUUCCCAAGUUAAUUUCGUUGUCUUGUUCAUAGGCUUUUCUAAUAAGGUUGUUUAAUUUGUGUGUCUCUGUUACUACUUUGUUUAGUUGUUUCCGUAUUGUUUACUUAUUUUCCGUGUUAUUUUUGUUUUGUAGGAAAAAAAUAGGGGAACCAGCUGGGGGAAAACUAGAAGAAAUCCCUUUAUGCUGUUUGGAAAACGGGCAUAUGCGUUUGAUUCACUUUCAAGCAUAACUUACCUGUUCUUCAAAUGCUUGUUGAAACUCAGUCGUGUUGGACAUCCGGGACAGUUUAGACGCGAAACAGAUCAGCAUACGACUCAGACCAGAAACGGGGCGAUAAUUGCGCUAGGCGGGCUUGUUCGCUGUAUAAAAUAAUAAUUUUGAAUCAUAUAGAGCAAGAUGGGAUGAAACCGUUUUAAAAAUGCAUAGCAAGAGUUACAACAGGUUUACAUAAAAAAUAUAGCUAAAAGAAAUAAACUAGUACAGACAAACUGAUUCAUUUGAUAAAAUAAAAAUCCUGGAGGAGCUACGCAAAUGUAAAAGUUGCAUAUAGUACCAGAAAGAAAAAAAACGUAAACACUGAGAAGGACUAUUUUAUGCAGAGAAAAAAAUAAUUCAAUCAUCAAAUCUGGGGAAGCGAAUUAAAGGACACAAAAAACUAAUAUCAUCGAUGGCAUCACAAGGAAAGAAACUCACAAGCUUCCAACAAUUUUAUUUAGUUUGCGCAGCAAUUAUAACAAUUAUAAAUAAGGAAACACAUUAUUUGCAAUUAUUUUAAUCAUUUAAAAAAAUAUAUUGUAUAAUAAUAAUAUAUGUUCUAAUUAACCAUCAACCGAAUCAGAUUGUUGCACCUUUUUUACGCAUAGUGAGUGUGCGUUAUCCAAAAGCAUUAAAAUGUAAGAAAUUUUUAAAUCAAAGGAAAAGGACUAGCAGCUCUUAUUUAAACAGUUUUAUGAAACAAAAAAUUAACCAUAUUUUCCAGUGUUUAUCUAAUAACAAUCAAUUGUUCAGUUCAACGCAACUAAAAGAAUCCAUCCUAUUCGUUUGAAAUAAUCACAUCUUCUCGUAUGUUUAAUCCAUACAAAAAGGGGAUCCAAGCGCCUCGUCCACUAGUUGAAGCAAAGCAAUUGAAUGGUGGUUUGUAUAGAACGAAAAAAUAGAGGAGGAUUAUUCUAACGAAGUCAAUAUAUAUUACUGUUAAAUGUUAAAACCCGAAAGAGCAAAUACGAAUAAACAAAAACAAAUGCACGCAGAAUACAUCCAUACAAAAAACACGACAGCAGCUAAACAGAAAAGUGAACGUUGUACUUCUAAACCGAAGUGAACAACAUAGAAUUACCGACAGAAGUAAAAAGGAAAAGAAUGCCACAAUAUUAUAGAGCCUGAUACAAAAGUAAAAAGCGAAAAGAUGGAUGGAUAGAGGCAAUUAAAAAUGGUGUGUGUUUUAUUUUGAAUCUGGUUAUUUUAGACGAAUCAGUGCUAGUGUUUGACUUUAUGUUACCUUUAUUCGUUUAUUUGCCAAAGUGGGUGAGUUUUUCAACAGUCAUUUAUAUAUUUUUUUGUUGUUCAUUGUUCAUUAGUUUAUUACAAUUUAACGAAGAUAUAGGUCUUUAUCGGAAAGUCUGUAAGCUGUUGUUACCACAAAAACUCCUAUAACAUCGUCUUAUUAUAUUUUGCGCAAGCGUUUUAACAAGAUAUGCAAAAGCUCCAGCAGUAUCUCAACCAAAACCUUACUUGGAGAAGUACAGAACGUUGACACAAUUUUCGUGUACAAUUCGAAAAGAAAAGUUAUAAGAUGUCUACUUGCAUAUGCGGAUCAUGAAAAUUAGUACAAACUAUUGUUAAUAUAGGAGAGGCAAGCGUGUGUUGCAUGGUGGUAUUGUUUUCGCAAGUUGGUUUUUGAGAUCUAUGUGGAAUGAUAUCCUCCAGUCGCGUAUCUGGUCGCUUGGAAAAGAGUUUGAAAAAGCUUAAACUGCGGUAUGUUUGUGCUUGCUUGUUUCGUUAAAUUUUAUUUUUUUACCCAUCUCAUCCAUGAAGUCGCAAACGUGUUCCAUGUACCGGGAUUUAACAUAGUGCAUGAAUAUAAGUACGUUGUAGCAAACGAACGGAAGUAAUGGGAGAAAACAACCAGCAGAAACGGAAGAGAUAGCAGACAAAAUAAAUCGCAAUAACGUAAAUGUUCCGGCAGCCACAAACGAGUGUAAAAGAAACUAGAAACGAAACAAAAAAGUUAGACGACUACUAUCAAACUAUCUAUUAUGAAAUAUUCUGAAAAUUUUAAAUUCUGUUGUUUAUUUUCAAGUCUAUCAUAGUGAAUAAAAAUUAUUAAAAAAAAACAAAUAAUAAAACAAAGUUUGAAUAUAAAGCGUGCGUAGCGAGUGGGCGCCAGGAUGAAGGAAGGUAGACCCGGAGGAAGAUGGAUCAUUUUCUGGAAUGCUAGAAUGCAGAUGCUACCAAGAGAAACAAGUAAACGAUAAAGCCGUACAUAAGCAGCAAAGUGCGAUGCAAAGAAUGCGAAGGAAAAAAAAAACAAAACAAAAAAAGAAGUAAUGAAAAUAAUAUUAAGAGAUACUACCAUAGGUAAAACUAUAUAUAUUAAUAUAAGAAGAAAUUCAAUAAACAAAAGUGAACCCGAAACCGUCAACUUGGGUUUGAAAACCUAGAGCAGUUGGAUACACACAAAUAAAACCGACACGCAAGAAGACUCCGACGUGCUUGCAGGAACUCGAGAUAUCCUGUGCGAAAGUCAAAUGAUGAAAAAACUUCGUUUUGUGGAAAGCAAAAAGUUCACUCAAUUUGCCAUCCUACGGCUCCAAACGGAAAACAGUGAGAACGACAUGAGAAAAUAGCAAUGUUUUCGAAUUUAUACGACACUACCCUAUCGCACAGUGCGAUUUUUAAGAGACCACCCGGAAACCCUGGAUUAUGCGAGUAAGAGUCAGGCCACAUUGCGUACGUCUAAUUUGUUGCAUCUAACAGAAGAUAACGGAAAGGAACAGAAAGGUGUAGAUGAGUAAAUGCAGACAAGCUUUCAAUAUCGAAAGAAGGUUCAAAGAAAACGGUCUAUCACAGAAGGAUAACUCUUGAUUUUCUUUCCUUCAACAUGUGUCCAUGUGUUUGUUCAAAAUUCCCGGUGCAAACUAUGGACUGUAGUAAACCCCUUGAAAAUGUCGCUUUGCCAGGGAGCCGCAUUGCAGUUCUUUCGCACGACUGGAUGGUUCGUCGUCAACAAAUUCAAUAUGUGAUCAUCAAUAAAAACUAAGCUUAAAUCGCAAAUGAACAGUUUUCUACGGUCGCUGCUCACGUGUGUAGUAGAGAAAAAUAAUGGUGAACAGUAUAAAUCAAACUAUGUUUUUGUAAGCCCCGCGCCCAAAAAAAAAAAAACAAAAGGAUGGAGUGCUCUCAACUCAAAAAACAAAUAAAAUAAACCCGACUUUCCUUACUCGCCCGCGAUUGGGUCUCGACGAAAGAACACACACAGAUCCUACUGCAAAGCAAGUAAAUAUUUUACGUUCUCUUCGUCCCGUUGUUCAACAGCGAGAGAGUUUCCUAGAAACUCUGCAUCCUACAUAGUAGCUUUAAUUAAGGGGAAAGCAUAUAUUGUAGUAGAACUGGUCAUAGACGAAUGUGAAAAAUUAUGAAAACAGCGAAACCCAACCGUGAUCAAGCCGUGUGGCAGCUGCGAGGGAGAUCAAAUCUCCUUCGCGUGGAACGCAGCAAAUAACGAGUUCCACCCCAUCAUAAGCGAGCGUGGCAAAUAAGUAUCAUCGAGCAAAGAAAAAGAAGAAAAUUAAAAUUUAAAAUUUCUGUUCUGUAGGUUAUUCAAUACGUAAGAAACGAACGACCAAAAGCAUGUCACGGAACAUUAAGGAAUACAGUUUGAAUCGAUAAAAGGGAUCUGCAAAACCGAUCCAAGUAAAGAGAACAUCAACAACGUAGCAAGUAGCAGAACAUAAAAAAGCGUAGUAUAAAAAAGAUGUCUGCUAAGAAUGAUACUGAGAAAUAACAAAACAAAAAAAAGUGUAACCAAAAGAUGAAAAAUAGAAUGAAAACAAAAGAAAAAAAAAAUACAGUAGAAUGAUUUUGCCCAGCAACAGUAGACAAGACAAUGUAUGAAUAACACAAGUGGAUUGUCAAACUCAGUAAGGGACAUGCAAAGUGCGAUUGUUGGCAAAGGAACACAAAAAGAGAUGAACACAAUUUACAUAGCACACCGUAUCGAUUGCAUACACGGCCACGUAUGGUUACAUAUAGCAAAUGAAUAUUACAGCUACCAGCUGGUAUGGGAUAAAGAUUGUUUUGUUUGUGUUUGUGCGAUUUCUCAAACCAUUGCGAAGUGAUACCUUGAUUGCUGAUUGUUGGUUGCGUUGUUUUUAGUGCAAAAAGUAAACAUUCAUUUUAAUGGAAAAAAUGUCGAUCAAACAAACACGAUAUCCGAAUAUUGUAUGUUUCUUAUUCGUAUAGUAAAGUGUAUUGGAUUCAAAACGGUUGCAAAUCAUCGGAAAAUCGCCACCCAAUAUCGGUUGAAAUAACAUAGAAGAAGCCUCCAGAAAUAUCUUAUUAGUACGUUCGAGUAAAUGGAUACAGAAAGCGAAACGAAAGAGAUAAAUAGUUAAAAUAGUAGUACUAGAUGGACACACAGCUGAGAAAAGAAAACAUAAAAGUGAACAAAUGAAACUAAACUGACAAAAAAAAACAAAUACAAACACACACAAGAAGCAGCAAAGUAAGAAUGAAA
This is a messenger RNA of Anopheles coustani, 7191 nucleotides long. It is a transcript of the gene Pur-alpha, whose product is annotated as transcriptional activator protein Pur-alpha. Lineage: Eukaryota; Metazoa; Arthropoda; Insecta; Diptera; Culicidae. The record is from RefSeq and is a predicted model, not a curated record. Bases 958 to 1821 code for a protein of 287 amino acids. Gene Ontology annotation, cellular component: nucleus. The transcript is spliced from 3 exons. Gene Ontology annotation, biological process: regulation of transcription by RNA polymerase II. Gene Ontology annotation, molecular function: purine-rich negative regulatory element binding; RNA polymerase II transcription regulatory region sequence-specific DNA binding; DNA-binding transcription factor activity, RNA polymerase II-specific.